AUGGCCCGGAGAGAUAUCAGGGUAGUUGUUUGUGGAGACGAUGGGGUUGGAAAGAGUACGAUUAUUACCUCAUUGAUUAAAGAACGAUUUUACGACUUGCCUCCGGGACUGGUCUUGCCGGAAGUCUCGAUUCCACCCGAGGUGACUCCGGAUAUUACAACCCAUCUAAUCGAUACAUCCUCCCGGCCAGAAGACCGUUACCAUUUAGAAUCUGAGAUCAGGAAGGCACAUGUCGUGGUCAUCAUCUACUCCGUCGAGGCGCCUGUAUCGUUUGACAGGAUCACGACUUACUGGCUUCCAACUAUACGAUCGUUGGGUGUGAAUGUACCCGUCAUACUCGUUGGUAAUAAACUGGACUUGAGAGGCGGCAAUGAUGUCUCAAAUGAGGCUUUCCAAUCCGAGCUGGCCCCACUGAUGAGGGAAUUCAAAGAAGUCGAAACAUGUAUAGAAUGCAGUGCGCUGGCCUCAGUUAACAUCAGCGAAACCUUCUAUCUUGCUCAGAAUGCCGUCCUUCAUCCCACCGCACCCCUUUACGACUCUCGAGAACAUAUCAUGAAACCUGCCUGUGUCGAUGCUCUCACUCGGAUAUUCAAGCUGAGCGACAUAAACAAAGAUCAAGUAUUGGACGAUGAAGAAUUACAUGAGUUUCAGAGGAAAUGUUUUGGAGUGCCGCUUCAAUCAAAAGAACUUACCACUAUCAAAACUGAUGUGCUCAAGAGAAACCCUCUAUUUGUAACAGGUGAAGGUCAUAUCACUGAGGAAGGCUUUUUAUUCCUGCAUACAUGUUUCAUUCAAAGAGGGAGAAUGGAAACCGUAUGGGGCGUACUCAGAGCGUUCGGCUAUGGUGAUGAUUUGAGUCUUCGUGAAGCAUUUCUCUCUCCCAGAUUUGAUGUGCCGGCAGACUGCUCAGCCGAACUCAGCCCAUCUGGCUACACUUUUUUCACAGAUUUAUUCGAAGCAUUUGACAAGGACUUGGAUGGGGCACUCAACCUUGAAGAAUUGACAAAUCUUUUCAGUACAUCCCCUGGUAAUCCGUGGCUCAAUCAUGGUUUUCCCGAUACCACAGUGACCAACGACGCAGGUGCUGUCACCCUGCAGGGAUGGCUGGCCCAAUGGAGCAUGACCACUUUACUAGAUCCGCGGGUGACCCUUGCUUACCUAGCCUACUUGGGGUACCCAUCACCAACCACAACUGCAUUGACCGUCACCAAGCCCCGCAAGGCUGAGCGGAAAAAGAAAAAUAAGGUCAAUCGUACGACCUAUCUCAUUUACGUCUUUGGAGCUGUAGGUUCCGGGAAAAGCUCUAUUUGUCGCAAUCUAGCAGGAAAACGUUACAUGGAGGAAACUACCCAUUCCGGUAGUCUUACCGUCGUCAACAGUGUUGAAUACAAAGGAGCAGAAAAAUAUCUGGUUGUUCAAGAAUUCGCAGCCUGGGAAUCUAGUCAAAUUCUGAGGAAUUCUAAGAAACUGGGGAUGGCAGACGUUCUGGUGUUUGUCUAUGACAGCUCAGAUACCAAUUCAUUUUCCUAUAUCAGUAACUUAAGACAACAAUUCAAAGUCGACCAUGUGCCCACUCUUUUUGUGGCAAGCAAGGCUGACCUGGACCUUGCCCAACAAAGACAUGAAGUCCAGCCAGACGUUUAUUGUCGGAAGUUGAGUUUGCGCGUCCCAGUCGCUGUCAGCAUGAAGACCGAUCAAAAUGCCGAUCUGUGGCCCAUCAUAUGCGACAUCGCGACGAACCCGAACUCGUCGAUACCCGGAGGGGCCGAGAAGCCGACCGAUCGAUUAACGCUCUAUCUGUCCAUCGGUGGUCUGAUCGGCGCCGGCUCCGCAUUGGUCUAUGUGGCGUACAAACAAUGGCAGAAACCUUCGGGCGGUUGGCUCUCUUGGCUGACUAUUACCACCGCUACCGUCGCCGACUUACCCCGAAGAGACUUGUAA
Messenger RNA from Puccinia triticina, 1941 nucleotides. RefSeq lists its product as uncharacterized. Gene Ontology annotation, biological process: small GTPase-mediated signal transduction; regulation of mitochondrion organization; mitochondrion organization. Gene Ontology annotation, molecular function: GTP binding; GTPase activity; calcium ion binding. Bases 1 to 1941 code for a protein of 646 amino acids. The record is from RefSeq and is a predicted model, not a curated record. Gene Ontology annotation, cellular component: mitochondrial outer membrane. NCBI's taxonomy places the organism in Eukaryota, Fungi, Basidiomycota, Pucciniomycetes, Pucciniales, Pucciniaceae. The transcript has 15 exons.